AUGCCUCGUGUCGCAAACAAGAUCCAUCGCCGCUCCGGCGGUAACUCCACCCCCCACAAGAACUCGCCGAUCAAGAUCCCUCUCAACGAUGAUAUGGGCGAGAAAGCGGCCCGUAUGGAGGCCCGUCAAGCCUUCCAUGAUCGCCAGAUGAGCCAGAUCAAGGCCGCCGUCAAAACGCCCAUGCCACAUCGCCGAUACACGAACUACCAAGAAGGAAGCGAGAGCCCCGGAACCCCACGGGGAUCCAGCCAUCGCGGUCGCGACAGUGAUGUGAAUGGCCGUGCUGUGACACCGAUGAAACGCGUGCCUAUUCUCGCUAAUUUCGAAGAGUGGAUGAAAAUGGCUACGGAUAACAAGAUCAACGCGAACAACUCCUGGAACUUUGCCCUUAUCGACUACUUUCAUGACAUGUCGCUUUUGAAAGAGGGUGAUGGUGUGAAUUUCCAGAAAGCCAGUUGCACUUUGGAUGGCUGUGUUAAGAUCUACACUAGUCGUGUGGACAGUGUCGCGACGGAAACCGGAAAGCUGCUUAGUGGCUUGGCAGAUAGUCGCGACAAGCGUGCGCGCGAUACGGAUGCAGAUGGAGAGGAUGGAGAUGAGGAUGAAGAAGGCGAAGACGGUGCGCCGCGCAAGUCUCGCAAGAAGACUCGUUCCCACGAGGCUACGCUAGCCCCAUCCUUUGCAUCCCUGCAACUGAAGAAGUUCGAAUUGGAGUUUGCUGUGGACCCCUUGUUCAAGAAGGCUUCCGCUGAUUUCGAUGAAGGGGGUGCCAAGGGCUUACUACUCAACCAUUUGGCCAUCGAUAGCUUUGGACGAAUUGUCUUCGACAGUAGUGAUGAUGCAGUGGAUGACAGUGCUAAAACAGCUGAAGGAGACCAGCAAGAAUCCGGAGAUGGUGAAUCACAAGGAGAAAAUCAGACACCAGCUCCUCAACCACCGGCAACCGAUUCUUUCGAAGAUGACACGGAGAUUGACCUGGCUUCGCUGGCGACCCAGUUCUUCCCGGAUCUCGAUCGUCUUGGUGAGCAGGAUAUUUGCCCUUCCCUGAAGAAUUUUGAUCUGGGUGACCCAAGUGGGUCACUGGAUAUUCCUCUUCUCAAAGCUCCUGAGGAUUGGCGACAAGAUAAGAAUAACGAAGGGGAUGUCGAGGAUCCCUCAGGCAUCAUGUUAGAUGAUGAUAAUGCCGUCGGCUUUGACGACGACGCUUCUCUCGCCGGAUUUGAUCUGAGUGACGACGCUGGAUUCGGUGAUGGCGGAGAAGCCUGGGCAAGAGAGGCUGCCCUUGAGCCAAUGCUCAAGGUUCAUCGGGUUGACGACGAUGCUGACGGUGAUGAGGACAUGGACAACGAGGAUGCUUAUGCCAUUUCCAUGUCACAUCAGCCUAGCAAACAAGACCAUGAGAACAUUCUCAGUUACUUUGACAACGCACUGCAGAAAAACUGGGCUGGUCCAGAACACUGGAAAAUUCGAAAAAUCAAAGAAACAACAGCCGCCACCACUAAGGAUGCACCGAAGCAGAAAAAGGAGAAAGAGCCUUUCGAGAUUGACUUCGGGGCCCCACUGGACCCUGCCCUGGCUGAGUUGAUCUACACGCCUGCGAGCUCCAAUUCCGCAAUCUCUUUGCCCAAGACACAGUGGAAGACUAAGGGCCACAACCUGCUGCCUGACGACAAGCAUUUCAACUCGCGCAACCUUCUCCGUUUGUUCCUCAAGCCGAAGGCUCGCAUGGGAUCCAAGAAGCUCUUGGGCCGUAGAGCCAACACUCGCCGACCCGAACAAACCACAGGAAAUGGGGACAUGGACGAGGCCUUCUGGGCAAAUCACAAGGUGGAAGAGAACGACGAGGAAGGCGUUGCCGGUGCCUAUGAUGCCAACUUCUUUGCCGAUGACGAUGGCUUGGCCUUCCCUAACGGCAUGGAUCUGGAUGACGAUGACGACAACCUGCCGUUCGCAGAUGCACGCGAGAUGCUAUCACCACCAACUGACGGCCGCCCUGUGACCUCAUCUGGGGAGCCCGGCAACCAGACUGGGUUGACAGCACUGCUCAAUAUGGUGGGCGCUACGCCUGGUCGGAACGGUGCUGGAGGAUAUGGCUCACAACUGGUGACUCAAGGUGGUCGCCGAGCACGCCCAGACUACGUCAACUAUGCCCGUGUGGCGAAGAAGGUGGACGUACGUCGACUCAAAACAGAGAUGUGGAAGGGCAUGGGCGAACGUCUGAUUGCCGCUACUGAAUUCGCCUCUGCUUCACGACCAGGAGCCGUUUCAAAUGAGGCGCCCCCUGAGCCCGAGAGCGAGGCUGAUGCUCCCGAACCGCCUACUCCACAGGACGGCAGUCCCGAGCGACCCAAGGAGGACGGUCGAUUACGUUUUACCACCAUCAUGAACUCACUGAAGGCGGUCUAUCCCGCAGAGACGCUGCGAGAUAUCAGUACGUCAUAUGGCUUCAUCUGUUUACUCCAUUUGGCCAACGAGCAAGGAUUGGUUUUGGAGAGCGAUCUAAGUAAACUUGCUCCUGGCGGUGUCGGCUCGCUAGAGGAAAUCUAUGUCACUCGUGAUGAGCAUGCCAUUCUUGAAGAGGGUGGCAUGUAA
Molecule: messenger RNA, 2592 nt
Organism: Penicillium chermesinum
Lineage: Eukaryota; Fungi; Ascomycota; Eurotiomycetes; Eurotiales; Aspergillaceae
Product: condensin subunit BRN1
Exons: 3
Coding region: 1-2592 (863 amino acids)
Biological process (GO): mitotic chromosome condensation
Cellular component (GO): condensin complex
Molecular function (GO): chromatin binding
Source: RefSeq, a predicted model, not a curated record